CAAGGAUCUGUACAAGGAGGCCAUGAUGGAGGAGCACCAGCCUCUUAUAUCACAAGAAAAUCCCAGUAAGAAAUGUGAAAAUGUCAUGUUACCACUAGAUGAAGAUAUCCUGCAGCGCUCUUCAGGAGAAAACCUCAUUACCCUUAAUGUACAUCCAGGACUUCACAGUACAGAUCUAUCAUAUAAUCCUCCUAAUUAUGAGGAACCUUCUCCUGACCAAUCACAGAUUGUUACCGCAAGUACAAGUCAGGAAAGGGUUAAAAGGUUUUAUUGUGGUAAAGAAUCCACAGACAGCUCAGGACUUUCUACACGCCGAAGACGUCGCAGAGGAGAGAAAAUGUAUUCAUGUUCAGAAUGUGGGACAUGUUUUUCACAGAGAUCAGAUCUUGUUAACCAUGAGAGAAUUCACACAGGAGAGAAGCCAUAUUCAUGUUCAGAAUGUGGGAAAUGUUUUACACAGAAAUCAAAUCUUGUUAACCAUGAGAGAAUUCACACUGGGGAAAAGCCAUAUUCAUGUUCAGAAUGUGGAAAAUGUUUUACACAGAAAUCAAAUCUUCUUUACCAUGAGAGAAUUCAUACAGGAGAGAAAGCAUAUACAUGUUCAGAAUGUGGGAAAUGUUUUACAGGGAGAUCAAAUCUUGUUUCCCAUGAGAGAAUUCAUACAGGAGAGAAAGCAUAUACUUGUUCAAAAUGUGGGAAAUGUUUUGCACAGACAUCACAUCUUGUUACACAUGAGAGAAGUCACACUGGGGAAAAGCCGUAUUCAUGUUCAGAAUGUGGGAAAUGUUUUACACAGAAAUCAUGCCUUGUUAUACAUGAGAGAUGUCACACAGGAGAGAAACCAUAUUCAUGUUCAGAAUGUGGGAAAUGUUUUACACAGAAAUCAUGCCUUGUUAUACAUGAGAGAAUUCACACAGGGGAAAAGACAUAUUCAUGUUCAGAAUGUGGGAAAUGUUUUUCAGAUAAAUCAAGACUUUCUACACACCGAAGACGUCACACAGGAGAGAAAAUGUAUUCAUGUUCAGAAUGUGGGAAAUGUUUUACACAGAAAUCACUUCUUGUUAGACAUGAGAGCAGUCACACAGGACAUAAAGAAUAUACAUGUUCAGAAUGUGGGAAAUGUUUUAGACAAAAAUCAAAUCUUGUUUACCAUAAGAGACUUCAUACAGGAGAGAAGCCAUAUUCAUGUUCAGAAUGUGGGAAAUGUUUUACAGGGAAAUCAAAUCUGGUUUACCAUGAGAGAAGUCAUACAGGAGAGAAACCAUAUACUUGUUCACAUUGUGGGAAAUGUUUUACACACACAUCAAAUCUUGUUAUACAUGAGAGAAGUCACACUGGGGAAAAGCCGUAUUCAUGUUCAGAAUGUGGGAAAUGUUUUACAGAGAAAUCACAUCUUGUUAGACAUGAGAGACGUCACACAGGAGAGAAGCCAUAUUCAUGUUCAGAAUGUGGGAAAUGUUUUACAGUGAAAUCAAAUCUUGUUGCACAUGAGAGAAUUCACACAGGAGAGAAGCCAUAUUCAUGUUCAGAAUGUGGGAAACGUUUUUCAGAUAAAUCGGGUCUUCUAAAACAUAAGAGGAAUCACACAUGAGAGAAGCUGCAUUCAGAAUGAGAAAAAUGUUUUUGUUUCUAAAGCCAUAAUUAGGGGUCAUUAGUGAAGUCACACAAGGAAGAAGCCAUAAUACGGUUGUGUUAUCUCAACUGAAGCGUUUUUGCAGAUCCAUGACUGAUCCGCACAAAACUCGAGUGUGAAAAUGGCUUAAAACUGACCUGUUACUUUCGUUCUCCAGGUCAGUACAAUUAUGGCGAUACCACAUAUGUAUAGUUUUUCUUG
Molecule: messenger RNA, 1834 nt
Organism: Bufo gargarizans (Asiatic toad)
Lineage: Eukaryota; Metazoa; Chordata; Amphibia; Anura; Bufonidae
Product: zinc finger protein 260-like
Exons: 3
Coding region: 23-1591 (522 amino acids)
Biological process (GO): central nervous system development; regulation of transcription by RNA polymerase II
Cellular component (GO): nucleus
Molecular function (GO): RNA polymerase II cis-regulatory region sequence-specific DNA binding; DNA-binding transcription factor activity, RNA polymerase II-specific
Source: RefSeq, a predicted model, not a curated record